Messenger RNA from Malania oleifera, 1718 nucleotides. Its product is annotated as RING-H2 finger protein ATL16. Lineage: Eukaryota; Viridiplantae; Streptophyta; Magnoliopsida; Santalales; Ximeniaceae. The coding region runs from base 509 to 1573 and encodes 354 amino acids. The record is from RefSeq and is a predicted model, not a curated record. The transcript has a single exon. Gene Ontology annotation, biological process: protein ubiquitination. Gene Ontology annotation, molecular function: transferase activity.
CAAUAAAUUAUUGUUUCAAUAAUCGAGAGACUUAAAAUUGUCUACACCCAAACUCCUCCCAGAAGCCAGAAGGUCGAGGAAUUCACCAACUACGACAAACUCUGCGCUUGGUUUCCCUGUCCUCACUCCUUUAAAUUAAAUUUUUUCAACGCAUUCUCAUUGAAAACUUCAGGGGUCCUCUUCAUAGGCCACUCAUUUUAAUCCGCUUUCCCCUCCCUCCUCCUUUCUUGUCCCUGUCAUCUCCAUUCUUCUGCAUCUUUCAUUGGAUUGCACGUCUUUAAUGCCUUCUCCGGAAUUUUCUCCUUCGAUUCAGUGUUGAUUCUUUCUCUCUCUCGGACCUCCAACUGACCCAUUUCAGGUUUUAUUAAGCUCCGAUCAUGUCCUUUAUCAGACUUUUUUCUCGUCUCCCUGCUCAUGUCACCCUGAAAAUCACCUUAUACUGCAUCUAAAACUAGCAUGUGCACCAUCCGGGCAAACCCAGGUCUCUGUUUUUCCAAUAACCUCUCUUAUGGAUCUUGUGAGCGGGAACUACUACCUACAUGGAUCACAAGCUCCUCCCCCCAUGAAAAGCCAGCAGAGCUCAAUCUUUCACGCUCCAUUACAUUCCUCAGACACAAGUUUCCCCAUUAUAGUAAUUGCAAUCAUAGGAAUUUUGGCCACAGCCUUGUUGCUGGUAAGCUACUACAUCUUCGUUAUCAAGUGCUGCCUCAACUGGCAUCGUAUCGAUCUUCUGCGUCGGUUUUCGAUCUCGCGAGGUCGUCGUCACGACGACGUGUUAGCUAUGUACUCUCCGCCGCCGACGGAGCGCCGGGGACUCGACGAAUCCGUAAUUCGAUCAAUCCCCAUAUUCCAAUUCAAAAAGGGGUAUAGAGAAGAGUUUGGAGAGAGAAGCUUUUGUGAGUGUGCAGUUUGCUUGAACGAGUUCAUGGAAGAAGAGAAACUAAGAAGCCUACCAAAUUGUGGCCAUGCGUUUCAUAUUGACUGCAUUGAUGCGUGGCUUCAGAGCAAUGCCAAUUGCCCACUCUGCAGAACAAGCGUUUCAAUCACAACCCGAUUUCGGAUCGAGCAAAUAGUCGCGCCGACCUCUUCGCCGCAGCAUCCGAACCCAUACAGCGGUAGCCCCAUGGGAGGGGAUGAAGAUUUUGUGGUGAUUGAGUUGGGGGAAGAUAACUCUGCUCAUCAAUUAUCAGCUAGAAGGCAAGAAAGGUUGGAUUCAGGGGAUUUGCUGGCACAGUCAACGUGUCCUUCGCCGAUGAAGAUAGAGGCAACGAUGGCGCAGAGGAAGGGAAGGAAAUUGAGUCAUCAGGUUUCAAGUAUGGGGGAUGAGUGCAUUAAUACAAGGGCAAAAGAUGAACGCUUUGCAAUCCAACCCAUAAGGAGGUCCUUUUCUCUGGACUCCUCGAAUGAUCCUCUGUUUUAUAUGUCAAUUCAAGAGAUUGUGCAGAAGAACAGCCAUUGCAAUGGGGCCUGCUCCAGUGAAGGUAGCAGUAGUAGAUUUAGAAGAUCAUUGUUUUCCUUCGGCCAUGGCAGAGCAUCCAGAAGUGCAGUGUUGCCAGUUAAUUUGGAACCAUAAAACAAGAUUUCUCUUUCAUUUGUAUUAUGCUUAUAGUGUUUUUGCGCCAUUAGAAUAUUGAUUAAGAGGUUAGCUAGCUAUAGGGCUACAUUUUGGUAUAAAAGAGGAAUCCAUUGAAAUUUGAAAGUAAAGCUGCUUUUGAUCA